AAAUGGUUGAAAAAUGGCGACGAGUUUCUUCAACACGUGGGAUUCAAAUUUUGAAUUACCGCAAUCUAAUAUAAAACUUCCACUUUAUUUACCAGAAUGGGCUGAAAAUGGAGACAGUUUUUCUAGAUUAAAACUUUCGUGCUUAGCAAGUUAUAAACAUCCUUGUUGUGAAAAAUAUUUAAACAGUAUUGCGUCAGUCAGUAAUGAAAGAAGAAGACAAUGUCAAUAUUCUCAUCCUUGGGUGAUUCAUCCUUUCAGCGCCACCCGGUUUUAUUGGGAGUCAUUCAUGACAGUUAUUUAUGCACUAUCAUUUAUUAUAAUUCCAUUCAUGACAAGCUUCAUAGUAUUCGAUUUUAAAGUUAUUAGACUAGAUAGAGUUAGUCCAAUUUUUUAUUUGUUUUUUUGGGUCGACAUUUCCAUGAAUUUCAUCACUGGCGUUCACGGAAGAGAUAAAAAAAUAAUAAUACUUGAUCAAAGAGAAAUAAUUCAGAAGUAUAUCAGCGGAUUUUUUUCAAUUGACUUAUUAACAUCUUUGCCUUACGAUCAUAUUACUUAUUACUGGAGAGAACUUCCGGGACCAAAGUCAUCAUUUUUUGUAGCUCUUAUAAAUGUUUUGCCAAUGUUGAAACUUAUACGAUACAUGACUUUUCAUAAUAAUGUUUCUCAAUUGUUUGAAUAUUUUCAGAUAUCUGAUUUUAUAUGUCGAAUUAGUAAAAUUUUAUUAAUAUCAGUUUAUUUGGUUUACUGGUUCACGUGUUUAUGCUAUUUGGUACCUGUACUCGUGGUUCAUUUUGAUCAAGUUUUUGUUGAGGUAAGAGUAAAAUAUAUAAAUAAUUGCAUAAUUUGCUUGUACAACUUUAUUUUUUUAAUACAGGAUUGUGAUUGCUGGCUAAUUAAUAUUAUUGAUGAUGACAUUUCCGUACGCUUUAAGAGUUCAUUUUUUAUAAUCCUUCAAAAUUUUAUGACCACCGGAAUCCGUGCAAUUGAACCUGAGUUUACUGUACAUACCAUAAUUUGUACUUUAUUAAUGAUUUUAGGAAGAUUUUUUUGGGUUUACAUUAUCGUGCUUUUUUUUCAAAUAUAUAAUGAUAAAAAUACGUCUCAAUCUGGUUAUCAAGAAACAAUGAGCCAAAUACUAGCGUACACAAGACAAAAACAGAUGCCGCAUUAUAUGAGGAAACGUAUCGAGUCAUAUUAUUCUUAUCGAUUUAAAAAUAGUUACUUUAGAGAAAAAAAAAUUUUAUCUAAUUUAUCUGAAAUUUUACGUGAAGAAAUAACAAUUUAUUCAUGCCGUCGAUUGAUAGAAAAUUUAAUUCUUUUUCGUAAUCUGCCUAAAGAUGUUAUUACAUCAAUUGUAUCAAGAUUAAAAUUUGAGAUUUACUUACCUAAUGAUUUAAUUUUCAAAGCUGGUAAUUAUGGUGAUUGCAUGUUUUUUUUAAGUUCUGGAACAGUUGCAUUAUUUACUCCCACCGGAAAAGAGAUUUGUCAUUUAACAGAAGUGUCUUAUUUUGGUGAAGUAUCGUUACUAGUAAAAGAUCAACGUAGAAUAGCAAGUGUAAUUGCUGUUGAAGUUUGCGAAGUUUACAGACUCGAUCGUCGUGAUUUUCGUAAAUACGUUGCAAUUCACAAUGAUUUGUUUCAACAAAUUGAACGCAUGGCUAUGACAAGAAUGGAAAAGGCUAUUCUUAUUGAAGAACAAUACAAAAGAAAUCCUCUUAAACGUAAUCAACGGUCAAUGUAAUAAUUAACGUUUAGUUACAAUAACACAGCAAAUUAAUAUAUUUAUUCAAUAACUAUUUUAUUUUAAUAAUUGUUAAAAAUAAAAACAUAUUGAUAGUCG
Molecule: messenger RNA, 1840 nt
Organism: Cotesia glomerata
Lineage: Eukaryota; Metazoa; Arthropoda; Insecta; Hymenoptera; Braconidae
Product: potassium/sodium hyperpolarization-activated cyclic nucleotide-gated channel 1-like
Exons: 7
Coding region: 14-1741 (575 amino acids)
Source: RefSeq, a predicted model, not a curated record